AUGAAACGCUCUUUACUAUUAGCUCUUUGGAGCACAGGGGUUUUGGGUAGUCCUUGCAAACCAUCCAAGCCUUCAGAAACCUCAAUUGCUGACGGUACACCAACCGAAAGCAAUCACAUCUCUUUGGGUCUUUCAUCUACAUAUCUAGACUCAACGAAAACGGGUCAAGAUAGUGAGCAUGAGACCUCAACAGGGACACCCUCCAAUGAGAGUGGCCAGAUCUCAGUGUACAUUCCUUUCUCUGAGUCUGACUUGAACUCUCAUAUACAAGACGCUGUUUCCAACACCCUCGAUCAUCCAGAGGGCUCUGUCACUGGCACAGGAUCUCUUCCGGAGCCUACUUCGGAGGGUGACAGUCUGCCAGGAACCAGCACUGGUGAUGUCAACUCUGAAAAGACCUCUGGAGGUGCGGGUAACUCCGGAUCUCCUUCCUCUCCUCAGAGUGAGGGAUCUUCACCAACCGGUAUCGUUGUCUCCCCCGGAGAGCAAUCCGGUACUGUUACCAACCCUGAGGCUUCUGGUACUGCUACAAGCCCUGAUGACUCUACAAACCCUUCCGGUACUGUUUCUGGUUCCCCUGAAGGAUCUUCUGGUCCAGCCAAUACCGAAGUUUCUGGCCAACCAACCGGGACUGUUGACGUACCAGGAGAGUCUGGAAACACAGAUGUCAACACGGCAACAGACAUCCCCACUACUAUCCCCGGUGGCGUUCCUGGUGAUGCUUCUGGCACUGUUACCAACCCUGAGGUUUCUAGCCUAUCUGGUACUGCUACAGUGCCAGGAGAAUCUGAAGUCACAGACAGUCCCAUUGGUAUCUCUGAAGGCAUUUCUGAUGGCCCAUCUGCAACUGGUACAGUACCAGGGGAGGGUGACACCACUGCUCCUGGUGGGGGUCCUGGUGAAGCUUCUGACACGUCUUUCUCAGUCGGUGAUUCCAACCCAACUGGAGUUGCCACAGAUGGAACUAGCGACAGUGGCCCAGCUCCCUCGAAUGACUCUACCAAUACAUUGGGUUCACCAGAAGAGACUAUCUCUUCUCCUAGCAACCCCGCUACUGGUACCGAGCAAGGUCAAGACACUGCCACACAGACCGGCUCAGCUCCUGGUACGGAUGAAGCACCAACUGGUACCGAAACAUCAAUUGCUGGCCCUGGCCAGCCUGCCACCACUGCUCCCGGAAACACCAUUUCAGAUGACCAGGGCACUUUGACCCAGAGCAACGGGGACGAGUUCACAUCCGCCGUCUCUGGAGACGUUACCGGUGCUGUCACAACAGAUGCAAAUGGUGCGCCCACUACUCUUACUGAGAACCAAGACCAGACUACUGGAUUCUCAGAGCAGUCAACUGGUGUCCCUAGCGAUCAGAACUCAGAUAGUAACACCACUGAAACAUCUCCGGGCCAAGAAGAUUCCUCAGCCGCCAGCACCACUGAUGCAAAUGUUGCUCAAUCAACAACUGAAGGAGACGACGCUACCACCAACCAUGUUCCUGACAACACCGAUGUCGUAUCCACUGGAUCUUCUGAAGCCAACAACGGUGCUACUACCACUGAAUCCGGACCCAUUGAGACAACAGACUCGAAUGACGUGCCAUCGACAACGGUACCUGGUCCAUUCGCUACUGCCAACCCAAUCACCACCGCUGCUACAACUGCAACUGAUAUGCCAGUCGUAACGGAAGCUCCACCUGGUUUCAAUCCCAGCACUGUUAGCGAUCACCCUGAAUGGACUUCCAACACUUGGAUCACCACUACUUCAGAGGGUUCUGACCCAACUGUUGUCCCAGUCCUCGUAGGUUGUGAUGACUGUGGUGGAAGUGGCUCUGGAAUUAUUCUCUGGGGCUUUCCUCCUGUUCCUAACACUUGGUUCCAGCUCCCUGGUCUGCCCAAGUUUUCUUUCCCUUGCAUCCCUCCUGCUUCCGGUUGCACAUCAACUCCCGUUACUGAAGAGAGUGGAGAGGAUGGCGAUGAAGAUGAAGACAAAUCUUCUGUAACAACCUGCACUGAUAAGGUCAAUGUUACCGAUUGCUUUGUUGCUUGUACAACGUAUACUGGCCCAGCAGGAGAAACUGUCACUCCGGAGUGUCAAACAACCUGUACUAGAACACAGACAGGAUGUAGUGUCACUGGCACAACCACGACAUCUUCUGCUGAAGCGUGCGGACCCUCUGGAGACAGCGAGUGUACCUCAUGCAGUGUUGACCUUACCGCCAACGAUGAUUCUGAGUCAUUGGAACGAAGAGCUCUUGAGCGAAGAGGCGAAGUGGACAUCAAGAAUGACAUUGCAGGCUGCGAUUGGUCUGGAAGCACAGUUGGUUCACCAAGAUUCCCAGCAUACCCAGGUGGAAACCGCGUUCUGAAGAACGAGGCUGCGAUUGUAGCUCAGAAUUCUCCUUUGAACCAGAUCAAGCGAUGGUGGCGAAUGACACGCGACAACAAUUGUGUGCCGUCCCUCAACAACAUUGACGAGGCUCAGUAUCCAAAGAACCUGCCAAACAUCGAAGGUCCUUCCAUUGAUCACGUCUAUGAGAAGAGUAUGCUCUUGGACUUCUGGAGGUUUAUCAUUGAUCCAGCUGCUCCUGCUGUCGUUGGAAUGACGGCUGGUACACCUAACAAAAUCAACUGUAAUGACAUCAAGUCCUAUGGUGGUAUCAACUCCGGUACAAACCUGAUCCAAAAGGUUUUUGACACUUACCCCGGUAGCCAAGACGUUAUCAUGCCCACCGACGCCCAGUUCAUGGAUGACUUUAUUGGUAUGGAUCAGUGGACCAACGGUAAUGCAAAGGCCCAGAUUACGGAUCCUCAGGGCACCAAGGACCAGGCCGACAAGAAGACCACCAAUGGCAAAGCGGUGAAGGCUAAAACCAGCGUCGACAACGCGAAGAGGUGGAUCAAGGAUAAGUUGCUCUUCCUCGAGGCAUUAGCAAUUGGUGUCGAAAUGUUCAAUGUCCAAGAGGCCAAGGAUGCUCUCAUUCGACAAAAUCUCCGCAUUUACCAAGCUCUUGUAGAUAUGGAUGAGAAUGCGAAGAACUGCAUGAAGGAUGAUGCCGUUAUCAAGGGUGUCUGGUCAUUCGCCGACAAGUACCAGGCCUUCAUGGCUGACAGGUUCACUGGCAAUCAGCCUCACUCCAUGAACCAGGGUGUGGUUUAUGCCAAGAACAAGCUUCUCACUGUAUUGGCAACGGAUGUUGCCAAUGCUGCCAAGAUCAAGAACAUUCCUGCGGGUGAACUUACCUCUUGGCAAAAGAGGUUGGCCAACAUGCAAGAUGCAAACCGCGCUUGGGAAGUGUCAAUCAGUUUCGUUUGGGCUGGUCCGACUACAUCCAAGAGAGAUACCGAUGGUCUCUCUUGUGACCGUCCCAACCCAUCCUUGACUACUGAGUCGACCACUGAGCCGACCACCGACUCUACCACAUUUGCGACAUCCGUGAGAACAUCAUCCGACAUCACGACUACCUCCGAAGAAGACGUACCUUCUACAACAGAGCAGGCCACUACCUCAAACAACCCGCCUCCUUUGACGGAUUUCCCGACUCUCACCCAGCAAGUCCCCGAUGCCACCAUCUCUACCCCCGAUGGUAGCUCAUGUGCUGAGACCGCUACUGUCACCAACUGUAAUGUUGGUAUCGGAGGAGGUCAUGACGGACCUGCUUGUGUAGAGAGGGAGACUUGCAACUCAUGGGUCAACACUAAGACCACGAGUACCACUCCCACACCUACGCCGACUCUCAUAAAGCCCGAUCCCGGCCAGAAUGAGAAGCACUGUUACGACUCUGGCCAGAAGUCUAAUUAUGAGGCUAUCACCUACGCUGCUGAGUCGUUUUGUCGUGAUGUGGUAAACGACCAGGUUCAAGGCCCAGUCUGGUCGAACUACAAGCUCGAGGGCAAGAAGGUACCUAGUACAGGUUACCACUUCAAGCUUGCUUUCCAAGUGUAUGAGGGAUGUAUAUGGACGGCGAAUUAUGAUGAGUGUAUGCGUUAUAUGAAGGUUCCCAUCGACAGUUGCGACUGCUCGGCUAAGGGCAACAAGCAGGGUGGCUGGGUUGAGAAUAACUGUAUUAUGGCCAGGAUCGAUCCCAACAGUGGUAUCUGA
Fusarium venenatum is the source of this 4092-nucleotide messenger RNA. NCBI's taxonomy places the organism in Eukaryota, Fungi, Ascomycota, Sordariomycetes, Hypocreales, Nectriaceae. The record is from RefSeq and is a predicted model, not a curated record.